AAUGACCAUUUGCUCCAAUACUGAGGCAUAGAAGUUCCCUGGGGAGGGGGUGGGGUUUAGAAAAGAGAGAUCAGGAGAAAGUCACUCUUCCUGACACAGGUCUUUCUGAGGCAUCUGCUUUUUUUUUAAGCUCUGAAUUCUAGUUAUCCUGGCUCAGGAUAAAAAUAAUCCCACCACUAGUAUCCUCCCUUUUUCUACUUCCGAGGCUGCAAAGUGCAACAGCAGGCUCCCUGACUCAGGAGGGCGGGUGUUCCUGCCCACUUCCUGUUCCUCCAUCUCCAGCAGACACUGCUGUUUCAAGGCAGGUCUCCAGCCCAGCUCUCCGAUCACGUUUUGCUGAAAAUAUAAGCAAACAUCGGCCUUGUCCUCCAUGUUGUUCAUACACCAUGGAAGCUUUCGUCUGCCUCCUCCGUGAGAGUGCAUGGCUGACAGACAAGAAACGUGGCCCUUUCUCUUCCCUGUUAGCUGGUGCAGAGAUGGAGGAAGAUGAAUGUAAACAAAUUCCCCAGGAGAAUCCCCGAGAAGAGCUGUCCCAGGAUCCCGUGCUGGAGCUGUCAGGAGGUAAAGCGAAUGAGGAGAGAGGAGCAGGUCUAAGGGAGAAAGAACAGAAGAUCCCAAGGAGACUGAGGCUCAUUCUCGUGGGGAAAACAGGAAGUGGGAAAAGUGCAACAGGAAACAGCAUCCUUGGCAGGAAUGUCUUUGAGUCUAAACUCAGCACCAGACCCGUGACCAAGACCUCCCAGAGAGGGAGCCGAGAGUGGGCUGGGAAGGAGCUUGAGGUGAUUGACACACCUGACAUUUUGUCCUCCCAGGUCCUGCCGGAGGCAGCAGCCGCUAUCCGCCAAGCCAUCAUCUUAUCCUCCCCAGGGCCCCAUGCUGUGCUCCUGGUGACACAGCUGGGCCGGUUCACAGAUGAGGAUCAGCAGGUGGUCAGACGCCUGCAGGAGGUCUUUGGAGUGGGGGUUCUGGGUCACACCAUCCUGGUGUUCACCCGGAAGGAAGACCUGGCCGGUGGCUCCCUGGAAGACUAUGUGCGAGAGACUGACAACCAGGCCCUCGCCCAGCUGGAUGUGACCGUUGCACGGCGCCAUUGCAGCUUCAACAACAGGGCACAGGGAGAGGAGCAGGAGGCCCAACUGCAAGAGCUUAUGGAGAAUGUCAAAGCCAUCUUGUGGGAAAACGAAGGCCACUAUUACAGCAACAAGGCUUACCAAUAUACCCAGCAAAACUUGUCACUCAAAGAACUACAGGAAAGGAAAGUAACACAGGAUCAGGGCUCUGAGGACGUGCCUGGUGAGGAGUCAUGGAUGGAAGGACUGUCCCAGAUCCAGAAGGAAUCUGAGGAAGCCCACAGACGCCUGCUGGGGAGGGCUGACCUUUGAGCCUGUGCUGGACUUGAGCCAAGGACACCAUCAGCCCUUGCACCCCUGUGUCCAGUCCUCUGUUUCUCUUUCCAUCUCAUGGAGUGCUUCCCAGUCUCCAGGUCAUGAUGUCUGGUGUAGGAAGAGAGGCAUGGGGCUGGAGGACAGGGUCCAGUGUGCCCAGAUCACAUCCCAGUUUCUUCAUUCCUUCUUCCAGAACAUCUGGGUCCUCCCUCCUCUGUGCACCAACAGCAUGCUGUCUUCCUAUUGGACCUUCUAUCUCAUUGGCAUUGCCUUUCAUGGGUUACUUGCCUAUACUCUGAUAGAACCAAAGUUUCUUGAGGGCAGGCCUGUAUCUUUUACUUCUGUGUAACUUCCACAGCUUUUGACUGCACUGGAGUCGUGCAGUCACACUUGGUGCAGCAGCUCUGUGCGAGCUGUUGACCAGAUGACUUCUCAUCUCUCCCCACACCAUGAUGGUUUAAGGUGCCUGUUGUGUCUGGUGGCUGGAACAUGGCAGUGGUGCUGAGACAUGGGGAGGGUUGGAGACUGGGCUGAGAGGAGAGCAAGGAGGAACAGGGAUGGAGGCAGGAGGAGCAGCCCUUUUGUUCACUCUUGAACUGUAACAAACAAGCCCCAUUGGAACUUCCUAGUGGGAAUGAUGGGAGAAGUUGGGGGCGGGGUAUCCAAGAAGCGAGGCUGUGGUCAAGAAGGUGGUUCCUUGUCGUGGCUGCAGAACAUGGAAGCCCCUAGAGGUGCAGGCGGACUUGGGCAGAGGAGGUCACACCACCCCAUCAAGGUAGACUUCUAUUAGAGACGACUUGCAUCUGUUACUUCCCCUUUUCCCCUGGGUUUCAUGGCCACUCAUGAUAUUUGCCUUCUCCUCCUAGAAGGCACAGACUACUUUCAACCUGCCUCACCCUUCACUGCCACCCCUCCCUUCUCCCUUGAUAACGGGAGCAUGUGGAUGGGGUGUCUGCAUGUGCAAACGGGUUCCCUAGCAAGGUAUUUGUGGGGGUCGAAUGCAAGGAGGCAGGCAAGAAAGGGGACCUGCAAAGGAAGCAGUGGAGUGACUUAAACAUCUUGCAAGGCAGCCUACCUGGUCUAUGGGAGAACUCUGAAGUCCGUGAUGUUUUCCUGGAAGGCUGUUGCUACAGCUGGGGCUUAUAAGAAGUGAUACUGGACAGGAUGAGAAGGGAGUAGGAUAUCAGCCUGACUCAGGCCUCAGGCAGGAAGCCGCCUGCCUGCAAGACGAGACUGAGGUACCUCGGGUGCACCCCAACUUCUUUGAGGUCCAAGAUGUUCCUGGGGAGUUGACCAACAUUUGGGAAGAUAAUAGGGGGCAAUGGGGAAACUGCUCCCCAAUAUAUUCCUCUUUUCCUUUCUUCAAGCUGCCUGGCAGGGGGUCUUUAGCUACUUUCUCCUGAGAGGGGUGGGAAGUACAGCUUGUGGGGACAGUGCUGGGAGAUGAUCAGAAAUCACAGGGCACAGCCUCAGGUCUACCUGGACACUUGUCCGCUGUUGGAGGUUCUCAACAGCCAGACACCCAACCUGUGGCCUCCUGCUCUGAAGCCACCCCCCAGCUUCCCUAGAACACAGCAGACAUCUGAGAAAGCUUCAGCAGUUCUCUUGCUAACAGAUUCAGAAAAGUGUCUCAAAGCAGAGCACAGAGUUAUUUGGUGUAUGCUGAAGAUGGCCUUUGUGCCACAAUCAUUUAGUAAGUAAGCAAUCAAUUUCCCAUUGAACUGAAAAUGCAAUGUUUAUCAUACAUUCAAUUCUCAUUCACACUCCUUAAGAUUUGUGUCAGAAUCUUUAUUUCUGUUCAUGUGUUCUACUUUUCUACUCCUGUAUGAAUAAAAUAUUGAUUUGAUUACAGUGGCUUUGACUAUAAUGUGGGAGCCAAUUUUUGCCUCAGUCUUAAUUUUCAUAUUUACCUUGCGAUUCUCAGGCAUUUUUUUCUUCUAUGUGAAAGUUAAAAUCAUUGUGUAAUUUCUUCCCCUAAAAAAAUCUUACUGGUAUUCUAGUUGGCAAUGUCUUACAUUUAUGUUAAGUUUGAGGGAACUGGUAAAUAGUUCAAGUAUAAGUUAGUGAAGACCAUUUUCUUUCUAAGUGAACAGACUUAAAACUCCAGAGCGACUGAAGUAAAAGUUAGAAUCAUUUGCAUUUUCAUUCAGAUAGGAAGUAAUUUUGUAAAUUUUGACACUAUUAUUUUAACUCUAUUAACUUAAGUAAUGUCAUAGGAGAAAACACAAGCAUUUGACCAAAUGAGAUCCAUUCAGCAACUAACUGGCAAGGCACUCAAAACAUGUCAUUCAUUAAAGGUUGUUUUUAAUUACCUCAAA
Molecule: messenger RNA, 3703 nt
Organism: Chlorocebus sabaeus (green monkey)
Lineage: Eukaryota; Metazoa; Chordata; Mammalia; Primates; Cercopithecidae
Gene: GIMAP6
Product: GTPase, IMAP family member 6
Cellular component (GO): cytosol
Molecular function (GO): GTP binding
Source: RefSeq, a predicted model, not a curated record